Molecule: messenger RNA, 7021 nt
Organism: Ceutorhynchus assimilis (cabbage seed weevil)
Lineage: Eukaryota; Metazoa; Arthropoda; Insecta; Coleoptera; Curculionidae
Source: the annotation of a GenBank genome assembly
UCGACCUUCGCUAGCGCGAUGCCAGCGAAUAUUGUUUUCGCAAAAUAAUUACGCGAUCCGCGCGCUUUCGAAAAAAAAAAGCUUGUUGUGUGUUCAACACACAAUUCUGUCGGACGUGGAAUUUGGAAUUUCGGAAAAAUGAUUGAUUCGUAUAUGACUGACGAGAAUAGAUUUUUGUUUUAUGCAGUUGUUUAACUUAGAGUGAAAAAUGGGGAAGUUUUGGAAAAUUCAAAUUUUUAUUCAGUUAGAGUAGUUGGAUUCAGCUGCGCCCCAAUGAAAUAUGACCGACCACAGUGCCACAAUGCCAAAUUACACCUACUGCGACCUCGAAAACUUCAAAAGACACUACAAAGAGAACAUUCACGGUUAUUUAAGCUUGACGGUGUGCGUUUUGGGAUCCGUGGCCAACAUAUUCAACAUCUGCGUGUUAAGGACAAAGCAAAUGCGAUCUCCUACUAAUUACAUUCUAACCGGCUUAGCAAUUGCCGACCUUUUAGUAAUGCUACAAUACAUACCCUUCACAAUCCAUAGAAAUUUACAUAAUACCCCGGUGUAUUAUACGCAUUUUAAUUACAUUUGGGCGGUUUAUUAUAAAUUCCAUUCGCUUUUUACUUUAGUGCUACAUUUUAUUGCUUGUUGCUUAACAAUAAUCUUAGCUAUAUGGAGAUACGUGUAUGUUUCGCAAAUACAUGCGAGUAAAAUAUGUUCGGACCAAAGAAAUACUUUUAUAGUGAUUGUGAUAACCUAUAUAGUGUGUCCCCUUUUGUGUUUUCCAAUGUUUUCUACAUUGGAAGUUACUGAAUAUAUGCAAACCUGUGAUAUGUCUGGAAUUAUAGUACUUAAAGAAGACAGACACAAAUUUAACCAGUCGCAACUCAAAAACGAAACAAUUUAUAUUUUAUACCCCAACGACCCAUGGCAAUUGAGCAUUUGGGUGUACAGCUUAGUUCUAAAACUCCUGCCAUGCUUAUUAUUGAGUAUACUUUCCUGCAAAAUCAUAGCAGCUCUUGUAGAUACCAAAAAGCGUAGGACAAAGUUAUUGAACUCCUGCAACCCGUUGGAAGAUAUGAGCAGACAAAGGAGCAAGUCUAACUUUAUAAAGCUUUAUAAAGAGACUCAAGCUGACAGGACUACAAAGAUGCUAUUGGCUGUGCUGAUUUUGUUUUUGCUAACGGAAUUUCCUCAGGGGAUUCUCGGGCAAAUCAGUGCCAUUUAUGGAGAUGUCUUUUUGCAAGAAUGCUAUACGGCGUUAGGUGAAAUCAUGGACAUCGUGGCACUUAUAAACUCCUCCAUUAAUUUCAUACUCUACUGCACCAUGUCCAGACAAUUUCGCGUGACUUUUCAAGAAAUGUUCAGGCUUCAGAAAAUCAACACUUGGCUGGUGAUCAAGCGGAACAAUCCGAAAAACUCGCAAGAAGAAAACGGCGUCGACACCAAAAUGUCGCUGAUAUAACAGUUGCAGAGUGCUGAGGUUUUAUAGAAGAAGAAUAACCUUAGCACAACAGGCAAUUAGAAAUUUCUAACUUGAGAAUUUUUUAUUGUUAAAAGUAAAGUUUGUGCCCACUGUGAUAAUAUUAGAUUUAUGUAAAAAAUAUAAUAUGAUAUGCCUGGAGGAAUUUUAUUAAUAGGGCUCCAUUGUUCGAUUUUCCUCAAAGCAUUCCUUUGACCUCUUCAGAAAAACUAAUAUUAAUGUAAUCAAUACCUAAACGUCCUCUGAAUAGAGACGAAAAAUGAUAAGUAUAGAAGGGAUAGAAUAUCCUAUUGAAUGAUAUUUUCCUUUUUUUCGUCUAAAAUCGAAGACCUUUUAAGGUCAGGUUAUCCAACUUUACUUUUCACAUCUGCCUCUAAAUUUCAUUGAAAUGAAACUGGAAAUGUCUCCCUGCAUCAACGUUUCGUGUUCAAUUAAAAACAUCCUCAGUUUCAAUUAUUAAUUAAAUUAAACUUGAAGAUUACAAUGAUUAUUUGCUAGAAGUGGGGACAAGGAGAUUUUGUGCUAAAUUAUCUCAUAGGCUAAGUCCCAAAGAAUGUUUAUCUUCGUCUCUCUGCUUAAGAGACCAUUGUUGAAAACUUUCGCAUAUUUAGACGAAGAAAUUAUUUAUAAUAUUAUCUAGGAUAUUGAAGAAACUGUACAUUUUGUGAAUAUUUUUCUAUGUAUUUCUAUUUUUUCAUAUAAUAUGUGUUUAAUAAAUGUUUAUCUACCUAGAAUCUUCCCAAUAACUUCUCUGCAUUUGAGGUAUAGGCAAUUGUAUAAUUGAAAUAAAAAAUGUUACCCAUUGCAAAUAAGCAUAACUUCGCUGUAUGUAUAAAAGCUAUGUAUUUUGUAUGUAAUAAAUAAAACUUCUAUAAAACAAAUAUAUGACAUUUAUUUGAAGAAGAAAAAAUGAUCAAAAGAAUACGUACAAUUGUACUAAAACAGGUAAGUACACACAUAGAAUUUUUAGCCAAUGAAUUUGUUUAUCCACAAUUUUUUUUUGUGUGUGUUUUAUGUUUCUCUUAAUAGUGCAGCAGCUUAGCUACGAUAUUUCAACACAUUGUGCACUUUUUGAUAAAGGCACCAAAUUUGGCACAGAGGUAGAUCGGUGUAAUAUGAACAAAUCUGGAUGUGGAGCCAUCGGCCAACUGCCCCCGGCGGCCAUGGCGGCGAUUUAAUAGCCAGUGGACACUCCGAAAGACAACGGAUAAGAUAAAGUUUGCUACUGAAGGUUUUAGUGAAUGUUUAUUGAUUGUUUUGAAUGAAAACAUACCUGCCGGUUUUUAAGUUAUACAGGGUUGGGCACGAAAAAAUUCCAACCUAUGUUUUCUCAGUUCUUGUCUCAGAUUUCAGGUGAUUAAUCAAAAAUCGCUCGGACACGUUAUUUUUUGUUUUUUAAGGGACACAUUUUAUCAUUCAUACCCGCAAAAUUUCAAGUGGAAAGGGGGUUCGAGUGAUCCAUCAAAUUGCGUAUCACCUGACCCCCCUUUCUGUUCAAAAUUUUGUUGGUACCCCUACCUGUCACCCCUGCUCAGAUGUUGACAGGUAGGGGGUGAAAAUAUCAAUAACUGGUCGAGCGACUUUUGAUUGUCCCACGACAUUUUACCCAAUUUUCCCACCCAGGUUUUCUCAGAUGUUAGGUGAAUAAUCAAAAAACGCUCGACCAUUUUAUUGGUAUUUUCACCCCCCUACCUGUCAACCCCUAAGCGGGGGUGACACGUACCCCCAAAAUUUCAAAUUAGGCUCUCCAAACCACGUGAUUUUUCAAUAUGGCGACAGUGGAAAAUUUGACGUUUGUUUGUUUAUCUUGAGUUUAUUUGGAAUAUUUUCAAGCUAAUUAGAGUUUACUUUGUUAUAAUAUACUUUUUUUUACUACUAACCUGAGAAGUAGUCAUUAUUCAAUCUAUUUUUCUCGGAAAAAAUUGAAUAUCUCUCCCUAGGUUAAUAAUGAAAAUAAUGAAAAAAAACCUAGGUCAAUAAUGAAAAUGACGUCAUGACGCAAGGAUAUUGUCAUAACGUUACAGGUUUCUAUUGGUUUAAUUUCAAUUUCAAACUGUCAAUUUAAUCAAAAAAACAGGUUCCUGUAUGUAUCAUAGGAAAUUACCAUAGAUGUUGAUAGAGGGCAGCACUUCCAACUAGAAAAAAUAAUUUGAGCACAGAUUUCAAACUUAUUUUUUAUUUUCUACUAUAGCAGUAGUAACAAAAAUUCUAUAUAUUCCACGGUAGAGAAAGUCAUUAUAUACCUUACGCGCCGAGGUUUAUAAAAGCGCUCGGUAUAUAAAGACCAACUUCUCUACCUAGGUAUAUAAUGUACUAUUUGAGAUGCAGAGUGAAUAUUUAAAGACUUGAAUGCAGGAAAAUCGGGAUGUGGACGAACGGUUAGUUUGAAAAAAUGUCCAGUUGACAUUUUGACCCACAUUUUUCAUAAAUUUCACAUCAAUGAGCAAAUGAAGGCCUACAAAAGCUUAGAUUCUCACAAGUAUUUUGAGUCUGGCUUAAUUUUGGAUGCAGGAACAGUGGUAGUGAAAAAUUUUCACGUUUUAAUUGGAAAAUUUUGUAACAGAGGGCAAUGAAAAAAGCCUGACUUCAUCUUUGUUAGGUACCUUGUUGUAACUACUUCUACAAUCAACUACAAGACACGUUUGUGGCAUUUUUAAUUACAAGAUACACUAAUGAAGUCAAUAAAAUAAAAAAAUAAAUAGAGUUCAUUCACAAAACAACCACAAAAUGCACUUUAAAAAGCUUUAAAUUCCAUACUCUCAUAUAAAAGAUAAUGAACUUCCGCCCACAACGCACUUUUUGACAGGUCGUUGGAAUGCCUGAUAGAAAGGGGGGUCGAGUGAUAUGUCAUUCGAUGGAAGGUUUUAUUAAGAUUAUAUCCUCGAAAUUUUAAGUCGCGGCAGGGUAAAUAGUCCCUGCCGAAAUGGCGACUCGUCAAAGUUAAGAAAUAUCGAGGGGUGAACCACUCACGAAAAAACGUACAGUGAUUUUCAGUUUCUAGGAAUACUUCUCAAAUUUGGACAGUAUUUUCAAGUAUUCCUCCUCGUAUUCUCCAGUAUUCCCAAGUAUUCCCCCUUGUAUUCCCCGAAGGGUCAAGUUGGUUAACUUGAACAGCGAUAUAACUAGGCCAUAUGCCAAUUUUUGGCUUGUUAUUGAAAUUUGAAUUUCCCACGCAUAAAAAUUCGUUACAAGUGUGUCUCAUUUAUAUCCUGAAUUAAAGGUAUUUUCUCGUGUCUCAAAGUUUUGAAACAUUUUCCGAAACUGGUUUAAAACAGUUUCACAAUGACGUCACAACUUUUCGGCGCGAGAAAAUUAUUUUAAAACAAAGAAUGUAUUGUAUUUCGAAACGGUUAGAACCAAUUUUGAUGUGACCUCAUGGGUUCAUCGCGAGAAUAUACUGUUUCAAAUCUGUUUCGAACCAGUUUCAAAAAAGUGAACGCGAGAAAACAGCUUUGUUUCUGAGAAAAACAUUGAAAUUUGUUACUUUUACAAAGUGACUCAUAACAACAAGUGACAGAAGUUUGGAUUUUAAUCCAUGAUUACAUGAUUAGUAAUUACAGUGAAUAAUAUUGCAUUGAGCAUGUUCAACCGUGAGAGAAAGAUGUUGAUGUGAAGAGCAAAUAUGGUCAGGAAUUAUAUCCGUAGAACCUCUAAAGUUCGGAAGGUGGAACAUACACCAAGUUGGCCCUGAAAAACCAAUUGAAGAUGUCCAAAACACUGAGAGAACAAUAUACGGUGCUACCAAUGACGUUUUCUAUGACAUCUCAAGAUCCGCAAUGAGAUUCAAAAUAUUUGGAACCAGAGGAAAAAGUAUACACCGUGAUAUACGUAGCCUGCGCAUUAGAAGUUGUCCAGUUUGCAGGUGGAUUAGUAGAAAUAACAUCUAAUCCACCUGCAAGCUAAUGCACGGGCUACGUAAAUCACCCUGUAUUGUCGGUAGCAGAAUAAGGUGGUGGAGGAAUAUAUUAAUAAAGUUGAAGAAAAACUGUUCAUUGUGCUGCACACGAUGCAGAAAUGGAGAUAUGAAUUAUUUACAAAGAAAAUAGGUUUCCUAUUUUAUUUUUUGUUCAUUUUAUUAAACGUUAUAUUCUCACGACAAAGUAAUACAUUUCUUGCAUCUCCCAUAUUUCCCAUAUUUCUUGAGCAAAAAAAAAAAUAAAAUUUGGUAUAGGAUCUUUGGAACAGUUGACCAAAAAAAAUUGGAACACUCAACCAAAGUCAAAGUGGACACUGAACCAGAAUGAACAUGCACGCAAUGGAAAUUCCCUAAAAUACGUUGAUAGUGGGGUUGGAAAUUAUAGAAAUUUACUUCCUGAAGAAAUUCCAACUCACGACGGCCAUUAAGUCCGAACGAAAACACUUUAUCAAUAAACCUGGGCCGCGAAAGCCUCACAUACUUAAUUAACAAGUACUUCCAUGUAUUUCCAAAUUAUUCCCAUGUACUUCCAGAGUCUUCUCAUAUACUUCCAGAGUAUUCCCAAAGAUUUCCAAGUAUUUCUAGGUAUUUCCAGAGUAUUACCAAGUAUCUCAAGGUAUUCCCAAAGUAUUCCCAGCAAAGUGUACAGUGAUUUCCAUGAACGAUUUACCCCUCGGGUAAUAUGUAGUUUAUUGUAUCACUCGAAUACGUUCCUUUCCAUUUGAAAUUUUGCGGGUAGAAAGUGGAAAUACCAAUAAAAUGUGUCUCUCAAAAAACAAAAAUUGACGCGUCUGAGUAAUUUUUGAUUAAUCAUCUAACACCUGAGAAAACAUUGGUGGGAAGUUUUUCGUGCCCCACCCUGUAUAACUUAGAAACUAUUUGGCAUGUUCUCAUUGAAAACAAUGAAUAAACAUCCACUAAAACCUUCAGCAGCAAACUUUAUCUAACUUUCGUUGUCUUUCAGGGUGUCCACUGGCGGCCAUUUUAGAAAUUCGCCGCCACGGUCGCCUGGGGGCAGUUGAUCGAUGGUUCCACAUCCAAAGUUGUUCAUAUUACAUCGGUCUACUUUUGUGCCAAAUUUGAUGCCUUUAUCAAAAAGUGCACAAUCGGUUAACUAAUCCGCUGUACUAUAAAUCAGAAGUGUUGCAAAAAUCUUGUAAGCUCCUAGCAUAAAAAAGUAUAACUUAGUGUGUGGACGUAAAAAAAAACAAUCACAGAAAAAUUUAAAUCAAUUUUCGACUUAAUGUAAAUGUAAUAACUCUUAUUUUCGGUAUUGUAUCAUGUGCUGGAUCAAUUUAAUACUGAUUAUUGUUAGAAUGUUUGUUAGGUAUAUCAAUAAUUUAAUACUGUAAGGAUUUUGGUAUGAUCAAGUUCUAAGUAUGAGCACUUUGGUGAUUCGUUUUCUUUUUUUUGUCAAUGUUCAACACUCAUCAAACUUCACAUUUAUCUUUCAUUGUAAACCCACCUUCUUGAACGUAGUUUUCCUUCGUUUGGCAGCUGCAGUUUAGGUGAUUUUCUACUACGAUAUAUUUUUCUACAGGCGCGUCGAACGAUAUGUAUUGAAAUUUGAAUUUUAUACAAAUCUGUUCUUUUUUGCUAGCUGUACAAAGUUGGGUGUUUGGACAACAGCCUCC